AUGAUUAUGCUAAGAAAAAACAAUCAUAAAGUUGGUGAAGUGCUCAUGUCACAAUUACAAAUUCAACAAGUUUUGAAAGAUGCAGAGUUAUAUGAGGACGAAGAAGAAGUAAGCUCGGAUGAAAUUAUGUUUAAUGAUCAGUCUAAUGAUGAUUUAGAAGUAAUUGCUGAAGAAUCUUUGGAAAUUGAGAAACAUUGGAUUUAUCAAGAUUUUUGCAAAAUGCUAUAA
This is a messenger RNA of Funneliformis mosseae, 228 nucleotides long. The record is from the annotation of a GenBank genome assembly. NCBI's taxonomy places the organism in Eukaryota, Fungi, Glomeromycota, Glomeromycetes, Glomerales, Glomeraceae.